Messenger RNA from Colletotrichum destructivum, 846 nucleotides. RefSeq lists its product as uncharacterized. NCBI's taxonomy places the organism in Eukaryota, Fungi, Ascomycota, Sordariomycetes, Glomerellales, Glomerellaceae. The transcript is spliced from 2 exons. Bases 1 to 846 code for a protein of 281 amino acids. The record is from RefSeq and is a predicted model, not a curated record.
AUGGCUGGGUUCGGCGACACGGUCGACUCGCUCCUGGAGACAUACUCCAUUUGCUUGUCACGCCUGAAGGGCUUGAAAGGGAGCAAACACACCCGACAGCUUCGAAAAAACAUUCGUUCCGACCAGUACAAAGUUCGAAGUGUAUACUCUUUGCGACUGGCUGCAACGGGCAAUAAUCUCGAAAAGGGCGAUGGUGUGUAUUUCCCACUCACGGAGUCGAUCAUCCUGGUGCUAAAACGGGAUUGCAGCCACAGCCCGGUCUUCAUUGGAAAAGGUUAUCAAACGUCUGACAUCAGCCAUUGCACGGCUGGUUCGUCCGACGAGAGGUCAGGCACCCGGGAUCGAUUACCGUUGUUGUCUAACUCGUCAAGAGUCGACGCUGUCAAGACCAUCGAUGACCUUUCCCGACGGCUCGGCGUCUCAUCCCGGGAAUCAACCUUAUCAGGGUCAAGGGCGACAAGCAAGCAGCAUAAGAGAACAAAUUCCUUGAACAAACGCAAGAACAAAGAAACUUCCGACACUGAACUUCCACGAGGGGGAGAGAAAAAUGAAGAACGACAGAAAGCGGCUCGCGUCAACAUGGGCACUCCCGCUCGCAUCCAGCGAAUGGACACGGACAAGCACAUGUCAAUGACGACAAUAUCGUCAGGGAGCACUAAAAUAGGAGAGAUAAUGCCAAAGAAGCUGCGUCCGCGGAAGCCGGAGAACUCAGAAGCAAAUGAUGAGUUUACUGUGCAGCCAACGUACCCGUUGAGACCACACCACCAACCCCAGGUGAAGCGGAGGGGGUUUUGGGGUAUAUUUACACGAGGACGGGCUGCUCGCUGGCGAACUACCAUUGAAUAG